Messenger RNA from Didymodactylos carnosus, 1254 nucleotides. The record is from the annotation of a GenBank genome assembly. NCBI's taxonomy places the organism in Eukaryota, Metazoa, Rotifera, Eurotatoria, Philodinida, Philodinidae.
AUGCCAUUACUUGUAUCUCGUUUACCAGAGGGUUGGAAACUACCAUCUGUAUUAUCAAUGUUAGUCGCAUUAGCCAAUAUAUUCGCAUUUAUCAUUGCUUUUAUUAAAUGGCGUCGAAAAAGUUUGAAUGAAAUUCCAUUAAUUUAUAUAGUUUUUCUCGUCUCAUUUGUAUCGUGUGUUCUUCUAGUUUUUACCUGGUCUAAAACUGUAUUCAUUAAAAGUUCUUAUCUAUCUGUACCAUUGUAUAUAUUGGUAUUUUUUAUGUCGUCUUGUGCUAUAUUAUGCAAUGUUACAUUUUUACCUUAUAUUCAUCGUCUGUCUGAUACAGCAUCAUUCAAUGUUUUCUUUAUCGGACAAUCGUUUACUUCAUUGAUACCGGCCAUAUUUACAACUAUUCAAGGAAUAUCAAAAACUCAAUCAUGUACUAAUAAUCAAACAAAUCAGUUAAUACAAUCGUUGGAAAAUUUUACGCCAAAACCUAUUCCUUUAAAAGUUCAUCGUUUAUCAUUUGAAAGCAGUAUUAUUCUUUGUAUUAUUAUUACGAGUCUCAGUUUUUCAUCGUUUUUAUACAUGGAACGAAAACGUGUUAAUAAAAAACCACCAUCUGAACCAACAAAAAUAAUGUCAUCAAAUAUUGAAGAAGAUACAGAAGUUAAAACGGAUUUAUUACUACCAGACACAGGUGAUGUUACGAAAGAAGUGAUAGAUAAACCUGAAACUCCAUUAUCAGAAAUUCAAAUUCACAUUCUUUACGGUUUAACAUUUAUUUGUGGAUUUUUGCUGUUUGGAGUCAUUCCAGGAAUUGGUUCAUAUGCAUUUUUACCGUACGGAAAUGCAACCUAUUUCUGGGCGAGUAUUCUAAAUUUACUUGCAUCUCCCAUUGCUUGUUUAUUAUCGUUUAUCUUUACCCGCAUUCGAUAUUCAAUUUUGCUCAUUAUUAGUCUAAUUGCCUAUUCAUGUUGUGCUUAUGUUAUUAUUAUGGCAGCUCAGAGUCCAUGUAGUUUUCUUCACAAGAAGUUAAUCGGUACCAUUAUUGUGAUAUUUGUAUCACAUAUGGCAAUAUUAUUAAUGAUAUUUGUCCGGAAUACAAUUGCAUCUGUUUUGCGUACAACGAAGCAUGUGAAUGAUGCCGUAUUUUGGUUUGGAGUUGUAAUGCAAUUAGGAGCGGUAUUUGGCGCAACAAUCUUACUCUUACUUAUCAAUGUUUUUCGUAAACUAAAAGCUCGUGAUCCGUGUAAAAACGAAUGUAGAUAA